Messenger RNA from Lagopus muta (rock ptarmigan), 4932 nucleotides. Its product is annotated as Krueppel-like factor 15. Lineage: Eukaryota; Metazoa; Chordata; Aves; Galliformes; Phasianidae. The transcript is spliced from 2 exons. Gene Ontology annotation, molecular function: DNA-binding transcription factor activity, RNA polymerase II-specific; RNA polymerase II cis-regulatory region sequence-specific DNA binding. Gene Ontology annotation, biological process: regulation of transcription by RNA polymerase II. The record is from RefSeq and is a predicted model, not a curated record. The coding region runs from base 2236 to 3186 and encodes 316 amino acids.
CGUUCCCGAUGCGCCGGGUCCGGUUCGGGCUGCAAACACCCGCGUGUCCUUGGCUGGGUCGGAGCGUGGGGGGCAUCCUUUUAUUUCGACGGGAUCUGCUCCACGUGGCACCGCUAUAAAGAGCCUUUGAGCGCGUUUUGUCCCGAGGGCUCUGGGAGGGCAGGCUGCGCCCCGGGGUAAGUCGGGGUUGUGGAGCUGCGGAGUUGGGGUGGUCAUUCAGCGCCGCUCACACUGACUUUGGCCCGUGAUUUUCCCUCUGUAUGAGAGCUGCACGUCUGCGGAGUUCAGGCAGUGAUUGAGCGCUCCUGGGAAUCUGAGCAGCUACAGGGGUGGAAAUGCAAGGUGAAGCUCGGCAGCAGCGCUGACCUUGUGCAGCACGUUGGCUUGAAGGCCAAAGUGGGGCCUCGGUGUCACUGCAGUGCUUCAUCUGGGGUGACAGAAUGGUGGAUGUGCAUUUCUGCAGGUUGAUAAGUCACUGCUAUCUGUAACACAUCCCCGAUGUCCAUUAGUGGAGCUCCCCAUUAGUUGCCCUCUGAGAGGUCGGGCAUUGCUAUUGCUGCUCUUAGAGGGCAUCAGAGCUCUGCUGGAGCUGCACGAGGCUGCAGGAAACCUGCCCAGGUCUGCUGAGCCCCAGACCUUCCUGCCCUCUGGUUGUGCUUUUGUUUGUGUUGCUCACUCAACAGAACUGUUGGCUUUGGAUUUGUGGGAUAUAUACUAAAUAAACCUUCAGAGCUGCGGAGUUCAUGGUGUAAUUCAGUUAUCCUUGGGGGCAUUCUGAAAGGAUGAAGACUUCCUGAGCUGCUCUGCAAGGUGGAAAAUCAGGUUGGAAAACAGCAGUGUUUGGUAGCCAGAGGGGGAAGGCUCUUGAGAGCCUCUGAAGCAUGCAGACGGAGCUGAUGAGAGGGUCAGAAAGCAGAGAUCAGAGGAUCAGAACGCUGCAACAGAGGCAGGGUGCGAUUUGGUGCUGCCUUUCAGGUGAUGAUUCAGAGCACGGAUUUGUGUUGUGAUGAAAACACGCAGCCUGCAGGCUGAGCUUCGUCCAAGCCCCGUCCUCACCUCGCAUGGGAGCACAGCUGGCUCUGCUCCUCACAACCUGUUGGCACAGAGCUGUGCUGGGGACGGCUGUGUGCAGCCCCAAGCGACGCAGUGCAACUCUGGGCAAACGGGGAGCUUAGGUGGGGAUUAUUUCUUCUUCAGGGAAGAGCCUUUCUGUUACAUCCAGGCUGCUUCUCAGAAAUUUCCUCUCCCAGCUCGCAGGACCCUGAGGAAGCACUGAUAAGGAGGACUGGCUCAACUGGUUUGCAGCUCUGCAGAAAUCUCAUGGACUUGUUUACUCUGGAAAACACUCCUAGGUGACUUUGGCAUCGGUUUUCUUUCUCUUGAAAACUCACUUUCCUUAUUAAAAGUCCAAGACAAGCAGGCAGGCGGGGCCGUGCCUCACUGGGUGUCUCAGUACUGUGAUGAUUCCCAUCUGCUUUGAGCUGUGUGCCCUCAGGGGCCCCUGAGCUGACCCCAGGUGGGCUGUGUCUGUCUGCACUGCUUUCUGAAGGAGUGCCACAGUGCAGGCUGACCUGCUGGAUGUGCUCAGUGCCCCUCCAGGCACCACACGGUGCAGCACAGCGGUGCCCAUGUGUUCCCUGGCAGCUCCCACGGUUAUUAAUGGUUCCCAAACCAGUUAGUUUGAACCUGGUUGUGAUACGUCUGUGUUAGGUUGUCGUUGUGCCAAUGUUUGGAGAAGCCAAAACCUUCCUCUGGAUCUCCACUAACACCCAUUUGUGAGCCACACGUCGGCCUUUGCCAUCCAGCAGCACAUUCCUGCCCUCUGGUGCAGGUGGAAGAGUUUCACUGUGUAGUUUUGCCUUAAUAAACAUCCCAGAGAAGUUUGGUUCUGGGAGGGAUCGAGCCCUUAGCAGCCUCCAUAGGAAGAGUGUUGGCGUGUGUUUUUUGAGCCGCAGCAUCUUUAUUAUCAAACAAAGACCACUGACUGCUUUUGCUGUUUUCUUUCGGUCUGUUACACUCAAAGCCUGGAGUUUUCUUGCCUGUUUCCCAUUGGAAAUAACCUUGGUGGUGUUCCCUUGCAGAUGAGCAAAGAUUUCCCCAGCCGAGGUGGUGCAGAGGCUCCUGAUCCAGCCCAGCAGGAGCUCGGUGCAGGUGGGGGAUGUGGGCCGGCCGGUGCUCUGUGUGAGCAGCCAGGAGCUGCCGACCCCUUCAGGUUCUUUGUCCCAGCAGCACAGCAUGCCGCCAUCCCUCCUGCCAAGGCACGGCGCCAAGGAAGGCCCUGACCACCUCCUGGAGGGCAGCACUGGCUGCCAUGAAGGCGACCCACUCCCCCUACCAGAGGCUGAUGGGGAGGAGGAGAAGCCCCCCCUCACUGCCUGCGAGGGGCACCUCCAGCUGCCCGACUUCUGCUGCCGCCUUCCUCAGGACUUCAUCCCCACCUUGGAGGAGAUCGAGGAGUUCCUGAGGGAGAAAGCUGAGUUCCUGAAGGAUGGAGAGAGCGAGCAGCACGUGGCUGGAGGGAAGGUUGAAUCUGAGACCGGUUCGGGUGGCUCUGAGGGACGUUCACUUCAAGCAGAUGGCUCAGAUGGUUCCCAGCCUGGAGGGACAGCAGAUGGGAGCAACCAGGCAGCGGCUGAUGGAGACGUUCCUGUUGUCCUCCAUAUCCAGCCUUUCCAGCUUGAUAACAGCAGCCUGCCGGCACAGCCUGCUGUCAGAGUGACCCAAGUGGUCAUCAGCUUACAGGGACAAAACCUGUCCCUCCUUCCUCAGCUCCAGCCUCCCGUGACCCUCAUGGACCAAAAGUACAUCAGGAUCGCCCCGCUGCCCAACCCAAUGGGAGAGAGGAUGCUGGGGGGUGUGCAGGAUCAGGAAGCAGCCCCUGCGUGUCCAAAAGCCCCCACACGUGUCCACAAGUGCCCACAGCUGGGCUGCAGCAAGGUGUACACCAAAAGCUCCCACCUGAAGGCCCACAUCCGCCGGCACACCGGGGAGAAACCCUACAGCUGUGCCUGGCCCGACUGCAGCUGGCGGUUCUCCCGCUCAGACGAGCUCUCCCGACACAAGCGCUCUCACUCCGGUGUCAAACCGUACCAAUGCGCCGCCUGCCAGAAGCGUUUUGCCCGCAGUGACCACCUGGCCAAGCACGUGAGGAUCCACAGGGGCCAAACAAGCAGCAGCAGGAUGUAGGGCUGACCCGGCGAGGAGCAGUCCUGGUGGCAACGAAAGGAGUGCCGAAGAGGAGAAAUGAUUUUGUCGUAGCAAACGAUGCGUGUUGGAGCUUUCCUCAAGGACGGGUUGAGUUCAGGGUUUGUUGCUUUGAAAUCCACGUGGCGGAAAUCUAUUGGAGUCCUUGGGCAGGGUGACGUUGCUGCGGUGCGAGCAGGGACGUGCGUGGUGUCAGCAGAGGCAGGAAGGGAUCGGGAGGGAUGUAAGCAGCAGCACCAGCAGCAAAGCCCUUUUUUCACGUGCUGAAGGAGCAUCUGUGUGCAGAGACACCGACGUGCGUGGAUGCGGGAGAGCUGCAUGCAUUGGCUGGGGGGAGCGCUGCGACUUGCAGCUUGCUGACGUCCUCUUUGUAUUUAACUUCUGGUUAAUUAAAGGCCAACUCUUUGCUACCCGUGCCAGCUUGCCAAGCUUUUGCAAACAUCUGGGAGGGAAUUAGGUGCUUAUACAAACAAGGAAUGAACGUCAGGAGUUCCAGCGAGGCGCUGUGUCCCUCCUACGUGGCUUUGCCUGCGUGUCUCAGGCUGAUGUUUGAUGCCUGCAGGCUCUUUGCGACUCGGUGUUUGUGCCAUUAUUCCAUUGUGCUUCCAGGGCAGGAUUUUGUGUCCUUGUGUCGAGCUGCUGCUUUGGUGAGGAGAGUUGGGAUGAACCCAGAAGAAGGAUGGGGAAAUGGGCCAAACCCUGUUCCCCCACCUAAAGCUGAGCCUAAACUCCUUGACUUAUUCCUCACCUAGGAUGUUUGGGGCUACAGGCAUCAAAAAGAAGGGUCUGCUUCCCCUGAGUCUUUUCCUGUGUGCAAGCCACAGCUAAUGGAACUCUGCUUUGGCUUCCAGCAAGUUGCUCUGUUUUUUAGGAGCUGCUGCAUGUUUUUGUAGGAGAACACCUGCAUUGCUUUCCAGGUCCCCAGGCACUUGAGCAGGGGUUACAACAGAAAGCACUGGAGCUGCUUAACUUCGGAGCCAAGCCUUCCCCAAAGGUCUGGGAGGGCUGGAUUCUGGACGCUGGCUGAAACUCCUCCGUCCUUGGCUAGGUGUGGAUAAGUCUGAGCAGAAAGCUGCUGCCUGCAGCGGGGUUUCUUUCCGUGGGAGCUUGUAGCACCCGUGACCUCAGCCACAGCUCUCCCCUAUGGGGCACACAGGUGGCACUGAACGCUCCUGCUGCCGCCCCGUGCCCAAGAAACACCUCCUGAGCGAUCGUAACACUGAGCUCUGAAUGACCAGCCAGGGCAGGCAGGUAUGCAAGGGCCUAUUUUUGGUUGCCUUUUGUGUUGGUGGAUUUUUACCUGACCAGGAAUUCACUAAAUGCCCUUUCCUUGAGGGCUUUCUCCAGGGGCUGCAUGCCAACGUGACUCAUGCCCGUCUCGUGCUUUCAUCUGCCCUUCUUUGCUCCUCUCCCUCAUCCAGACUCUCCCAGCACACUCCCUGUUCGUUUUGGACCUGCCCCAUCCUGCCUCCCUCUGUUUGCAGCCGAAGGCAACUGGGAAAGGCGCUUUUCCAAACCGGAGCAAGAAGAGCCGUGCCUCUGCCUUUGUGCCAGGCACUUCUCCCUCCUGCAGCAGCUAUUUGCUGAGCAGACGCACGGGGUGGAUCUGCCAUGGAAGACGGGGCUGGGAGUGCUGGCGGUGCUGGCUUGCUGCUCACCUGGUUUGUUUUGCCAUCUCUUUUAAGCAGACCGCAAAGGGAGGGGAGAGAUUUUUAUAAAAUAAAAUAC